This is a messenger RNA of Fulvia fulva, 423 nucleotides long. RefSeq lists its product as uncharacterized. The record is from RefSeq and is a predicted model, not a curated record. The transcript has 4 exons. Bases 1 to 423 code for a protein of 140 amino acids. Lineage: Eukaryota; Fungi; Ascomycota; Dothideomycetes; Mycosphaerellales; Mycosphaerellaceae.
AUGUCGUCCUCGAUCGCGAUCCCGAAGCGAAAGCAAGCAGCCGUUGUGGCUCAGGCCUCUUCAUCACCGAGUUCCUAUGGCAGUUCGAUGGGCUCGCCCCUGAGUAAGGGCAAGCAGAGAGCGUCAGAUUGUAUGCCGUCGAGCUGUAGCCCGACAUCGAGGGAGUGGGUGUCGCCGAGGAGGCCGAGCUUGCUGGGCAACUCUCUCUCAAAGUCCGAACACACCGUCAUCAACCUUGCCCACUCUGAAGCCCCGCCUAGACUCGUUACGUGCGUCAAGUCUUCACAGGGUUUCAACUGGAAUCAGGAGCUCUUCCUCCCAUCUUACGCCGACUACGAUUCGCACGACCUCGAGCACCGACCCGACCCAGUGGAAGACAUCAUUUUGACCGACGAGGAGGCGGCUGCUAUGCUACCACAAUAG